Molecule: messenger RNA, 937 nt
Organism: Sorex fumeus (smoky shrew)
Lineage: Eukaryota; Metazoa; Chordata; Mammalia; Eulipotyphla; Soricidae
Gene: BAG2
Product: BAG cochaperone 2
Exons: 3
Coding region: 26-661 (211 amino acids)
Biological process (GO): protein stabilization
Molecular function (GO): adenyl-nucleotide exchange factor activity; protein-folding chaperone binding
Source: RefSeq, a predicted model, not a curated record
CCGGGCGGCCGCGGACGCGUCGCACAUGGCGCAGGCGAGGAUCAGCGCGAGGGCCAACGAGGGCCGCUUCUGCCGCUCGUCGUCCAUGGCCGACCGCGCGGGCCGCCUGCUCGAGAGCCUGGACCGGCUGGAGCUCAGGGUUGAAGCUUUGAGAGAUGCAGCAACCGCUGUUGAGCAGGAGAAAGAAAUCCUCCUGGAAAUGAUCCACAAUAUCCAAAAUUGCCAGGACAUGAGGCAGAUCAGUGACGGAGAAAGAGAAGAAUUAAAUCUGACUGCAAAUCGAUUGAUGGGACGAACCCUCACCGUUGAAGUGUCAGUAGAAACGAUCAGGAACCCGCAACAGGAAGAAUCCCUAAAGCAUGCCACCAGGAUUAUUGAUGAGGUAGUCAAUAAAUUCCUGGAUGAUCUGGAAAAUGCCAAAAGUCAUUUAAUGUCUCUGUACAGCGCAUGUUCAUCUGAGGUGCCGCCGGGACCAGUAGAUCAGAAGUUCCAGUCCAUCGUAAUUGGCUGCGCUCUUGAAGAUCAGAAGAAAAUCAAGAGAAGAUUAGAGACUCUACUUAGAAAUAUCGAAAACUCCGACAAGGCCAUCAAGCUGUUGGAGCAUACUAAAGGAGCUGGUUCCAAAAAUCUGCAGCAAACUAACGAAAACAAAUUUAAUUAGAGCACUUGCGAAUAAUGACACAAAAAAUUCUAAAAUACGAGGCUGGGAAGUGGCUCCGCAGUAAAGCACAUGCCUUGCAUGCCUGAAGCCUGGGCUUAAUCCCCAGAACCACACAAGAAAACACAUAAAAAUAUUAAAUAAAUGGAUACUACUUUACGUGAUAACUACUUUAUUAGGCAUAACCACUCAUUUUAUACUGAGAGCUGUUUCCGAUGUGGAAAAAAAAUUUCAGCUGUCAGUUUUGUGAAUAAUAAAAUUAGAAUGAUUUUAAUUAUC